This is a messenger RNA of Anopheles gambiae (African malaria mosquito), 7704 nucleotides long. RefSeq names its product dynamin (gene shi). The coding region runs from base 416 to 2992 and encodes 858 amino acids. Gene Ontology annotation, molecular function: GTPase activity; GTP binding; microtubule binding. The record is from RefSeq and is a predicted model, not a curated record. NCBI's taxonomy places the organism in Eukaryota, Metazoa, Arthropoda, Insecta, Diptera, Culicidae. Gene Ontology annotation, cellular component: synapse; plasma membrane; microtubule. The transcript has 14 exons. Gene Ontology annotation, biological process: receptor-mediated endocytosis.
AGCCGUCACUACGCACACACAGCAGAAGUUGGAACGGGCAAAGGCGAAAACCUACCAAAUAGUGCUGUGGUGCUGAACCGUUCGGCAGACGAAAAGUGCGUGCGUGCGUGCGUGCUUGCGUUACUGAGUGUGUCCGGCGGAGGAGGUACUCCGCACAGGUGGUGAAAAAGAAACAAAGCCGUGAAAGUUUGCGAAGGGUGCUUGGAUUUGUCGACCGAAGACGGCGGCGACCCGUUCAACGACAGGAAGAGGAAUUGUGUGUGCGUGUGUGCGUGUGUGUGCACUUGUAAGAAAGGCACAGACGGUACAGAACAAAGUGUGUUGUGCGGGGUGUGAAAGCGUUUGCGCUGUUCUACAGCGUUUUGUGCGUGCAAACUAAACAGUUGACCAGCGGCAGCCCAUCAACACCACCAGCAUGGAGUCACUGAUUCCGAUCGUGAACAAGCUGCAGGAUGCGUUCACGCAGAUGGGGGUGCAUAUGCAGCUUGACCUGCCACAGAUUGCGGUGGUCGGCGGCCAGUCGGCAGGAAAAUCGUCCGUGCUGGAAAAUUUCGUCGGAAGAGAUUUCCUCCCCCGAGGAUCCGGCAUCGUAACGCGACGACCAUUGAUUUUACAGCUAAUCAAUGGAACUGUGGAAUUUGGAGAGUUCCUUCAUCAGAAGGGUAAGAAGUUCUCCAACUUUGAGGAGAUUCGGCAGGAGAUCGAAGCGGAAACCGAUCGCAUUACCGGUAGCAACAAGGGUAUCUCAAACAUACCGAUUAAUCUUCGCGUGUACUCGCCGCAUGUACUCAACUUGACGCUUAUCGAUUUGCCCGGUUUGACGAAAGUACCGAUCGGCGAUCAGCCAGCCGACAUUGAGAACCAGAUCAAGGGCAUGAUCUUUCAGUUCAUCCGCAAGGAAACGUGUCUGAUUUUGGCCGUCACGCCCGCCAACACCGAUUUGGCCAACAGUGAUGCGCUCAAGCUGGCCAAAGAGGUCGACCCGCAGGGAGUCCGGACGAUCGGUGUCAUCACCAAGCUCGAUCUGAUGGACGAGGGAACGGAUGCGCGCGAUAUUCUCGAGAACAAGCUGCUGCCGUUGCGCCGCGGCUACAUCGGCGUGGUGAACCGGUCGCAGAAGGAUAUCGAGGGCAGAAAGGACAUCCAUGCGGCCCUGGCCGCGGAGCGCAAGUUCUUCCUGAGCCAUCCGAGCUAUCGGCACAUUGCCGAUCGGCUCGGCACGCCGUAUCUGCAGAAGGUGCUCAAUCAGCAGCUGACCAACCAUAUCCGUGAUACGCUGCCGGCGCUGCGCGAUCGGCUACAGAAGCAGAUGCUAACGCUGGAGAAGGAUGUGGAUCAGUACAAACAUUUCCGCCCGGACGAUCCAAGCAUCAAGACGAAGGCUAUGCUGCAAAUGAUCCAGCAACUGCAGUCGGAUUUCGAGCGCACAAUUGAAGGUUCCGGUUCGGCGCUAGUCAACACGAACGAACUUUCUGGCGGUGCCAAGAUCAAUAGAAUAUUCCACGAGCGAUUGCGUUUCGAGAUCGUCAAGAUGUCGUGCGACGAGAAGGAGCUGCGGCGUGAAAUUUCGUUCGCCAUUCGCAAUAUUCACGGUAUUCGUGUCGGUCUGUUCACCCCGGACAUGGCGUUCGAGGCGAUCGUCAAGAAACAAAUCUCCCAGCUCAAGGAACCGAUCCUGAAGUGUGUCGAUCUGACCGUCUUGGAGCUGUCUAAUGUUGUGAGAAUUUGCACAGACAAGAUGGCUCGUUAUCCGCGUUUGCGCGAUGAGACGGAGCGUAUCAUUACUACGCACAUUCGCCAGUGCGAACAAAAGGCCAAAGAGCAGAUGAUGCUGCUGAUCGACUACGAGCUGGCCUACAUGAACACCAACCAUGAGGAUUUCAUCGGUUUCGCAAAUGCUCAAAGCAAAACCGAAAAUGCGGUCAAGACGGGCACUCGCAACCUUGGCUCGCAAGUGAUCCGCAAGGGACACAUGUGCAUUCAAAACCUCGGCAUCAUGAAGGGUGGCUCGAGACCGUACUGGUUCGUGCUAACGUCCGAGAGCAUCUCGUGGUUCAAGGAUGAGGACGAGAAGGAGAAGAAAUUUAUGCUGCCCCUGGACGGGCUGAAGCUCCGUGACAUUGAGCAAGGAUUCAUGUCCCGGCGACACACGUUCGGUCUGUUCAAUCCAGACGGACGUAACGUUUACAAGGAUUACAAGCAAUUGGAGCUGUCUUGCGAAAGCACUGAUGAUGUGGAUUCAUGGAAAGCAUCCUUCCUGCGUGCGGGUGUGUACCCUGAAAAGGAUACUCCCGCCAACGGAGAUGAGAAAUUGCUAUCGCAUCAGCAAUCUCUAGUAGAUGAUGUUAGUAAGACAGAUACUGAAGAGAGUGGAGGCGAAAGUGGUCCAACUGGACAGUCCCUUGAUCCGCAGCUGGAGCGCCAGGUAGAGACGAUACGCAAUCUUGUCGAAUCGUACAUGCGCAUCGUCACCAAAACUACCCGUGACAUGGUUCCGAAAGCUAUUAUGAUGCUCAUCAUUAACAAUACCAAGGAUUUCAUCAACGGCGAGCUGUUGGCGCAUUUGUACGCUACCGGCGAUCAGGCCUCGAUGAUGGAGGAAAGCGCGGACGAAGCACAAAAACGUGAAGAAAUGUUGCGAAUGUAUCACGCGUGCAAGGAAGCGCUGCGUAUUAUUGGUGACGUAUCGAUGGCUACCUUCUCUACGCCCGUACCACCACCGGUGAAAAAUGAUUGGUUGUCGAGCGGUCUCGACAACCCGCGGCUGUCUCCCCCGAGCCCGGGCGGUCCGCGUAAAGCUGCACCACAGCAGCAGGGUUCGCUCAGCUCUAUGGGAGCUCCGGCUGGCCGGGGACCACCACCAGCACCUGCUAGUGCUAGGCCGGCUCCGGCAAUACCGAACCGACCUGGAGGUGGUGCCGCACCACCCCUGCCCGGUGGCCGUCCAGGUGGCCAGGCACUACCGGCACCAUUGAUUCCAUCGCGGCGUUAAAAACUAACUAAACAUAGCGAGCAAAGUAAACACACGAAACGUACACGUGAAAACAAAUCUCCUUAUCGUAUGAAACAUGCAAUUUAUGUAGAGAUAUAUACAUAUUAUACAUAUACAAAACAUACGCAUAUGUGCAAAUGGAUCGUUAACUUGUAGAGAAAAGUAUGCGGAAUGCGAUUGGCGAGUUAGUUUCAACAAAACAAAAUAAAAGUUAGCAGGAAUAAAAAAAACACAAAGUUUAAACAGGAAUGCAGUCAAUCUUACAGACAGGAAGGACGGUAUCAUCUACCGAACCAACACUAAACUCACACGGAAGAGUUAACUAUCUCGUGUUUGAUGAUGACGGGUUGAUCCAGUAAAACAGUAUCUAAAAAAAAAAAAACAACAAACAAAUCGUUACAUUAAAAAUUGUUCCACGCAAACAAACAUUAUGUAUGGGUGGAAGAGUGAACCAAAGCAAGUAUAAUUUAAUUUUGAGAUAUAUUGUAAAAAUGGCAUCACAUUUUUUUGUGCGAAUUUCAACCGUGAAAUUAUUAAAACAACAAUUCUGUUACUCAUACGAACGGCAAUCUCCCAUUGCUUUUGAUUAGCUCUGUCGCUCUCUCUCUCUCUAAAACAGUGAUGCAUUUUGAGGCAUGUUAUUGUUUAGCCGUUGUGUUAUACAGCUUAUUUGAGCGUUUGAAGGAUACGUUUCAUUGCGUGUGAGGUUUAACCCCUAGCUGGGCCUCCCUCAUUGCCUCCCUUCCCUUCAAACGAUAGAGUAAUGUGUAAAGCCCGUUAGUUAGUUAGUUUUCAUCGCCAGUUGUAUGUGUUAGGAUGCGAGUGGUGUAAAUCACGAAUCACAAUCGCAAAGCAAGUAGGAGAGGAGUAGAGAAACGAUGCACUUUCCAUGUUGUUGUAAUACGUUUAUGAAAACUAAAUCCAAAUGUCGAAUCCCUACUUAUAUACUUACAAACACGGAGAAACAAUCAUGCAACACUUGAAACGAUCGUUAAUUAGAGUAUUGUACGUUAAUGCUUCAUUUUCCCAUCUUCCCCAUCACUUUGUGUUUGGCGACGAACACCACGCGCACGGUGUGACGUUCACUCUCCCCUUUUGCUAUGCGCGCGCGCACAUUAUCAUCACACACCCACCCACCCCACACACCGAUCCAGGCGUCCGGGUGGUGGUGGCUCCGUUGCUGGCAUGGCACAGAUGCUUCCGGCCAGCACCAGGCAACAGAUCAACCAGCAGGUCGGACAGGCCGUCACCAAUGCCGCCAUGAACGAACUGUCGAAUGUGUUCGCCUCGAAGUUCAAGUAAAGUAUUCCGCUUCCAGUGUGUGCAUUUUCAUCCCAAAUUUACACUUGCUCUGUAAUGUGUGUUGAUGUCACCCGGGGAGGGCGUUGUGUGUGGUGAAGGGAAGGCGAGAGAAGAGAAGAAGAAAAAAACACACAGGACAAAUCAAAUAAUUACACCUAAAACCAUGACUUGGGCGCGACUAAAUGCAUACACCUCCUUCACUGCUACAUGCCAUGUGUGUUUCGUGCGUACUCCCGCCUAUAUAGCGCAUCCUUUAAUGCUGCAAAUGUAUUGCCGUUAAACUCCUGCGACUGUGCAUGUCCCCAUUACUAUCGGUUUUUUCCCACCGGUGUGUUGUUACUUACGUUGUUAUGACGGGGGCUUAUUGUUAGGGUAAAAAAAGGGAAAAAACCGGGCUGCAAACACUAAACCGCUUGGCUGAAGCGAUAGUCCAAUAGAGUCUGGUUUAUAAAUAGUGCAACAAGCAGCUGGUUAAUGCGUAUCAGGAUGCGCAUCAGAAGCAAAAGGAAACAUUCCACAUAGUGUAGUACCACGUAUGGUAAAGAACUUAAAAUGGAGGAAUAAAACACACUAACUACCAGUAGAGUAUCAGUACAGGCGCAACCCACGCGGAAACAUUCAUUGUGCACUGCUAACCCCGAUGGAAGAACGAUUUUCAUCCAAAUUGCGUAAUCCACGCUGCACCUGCACCGACAUGAGGAUAGCUGCAAAACAUGUUGAUGUGUUGAUUGUGUGUGUUUGAACGCUUUAGUGUCUUUGUGUGUCUAGUUUUAAAAUGCAAAAACAAAAACAACUGCACCCAUCCAGUAUGGUGCGCAACCCCGAAAAACAGAAGAGAAUGAGAACAGGAAAGUGAAAAUACAUCAGCACUGUUGCUAAUACAAAUACAAGAGAAGUCUGCAGCAUAGGCAAGGACUAAACACUAUCCCUAAAUAAUCUAAACAAAUCCACUCAAAAUGUUUCAUGCAUUCUAAAAAAAAAAAAAACAAACAAGAACAUGAUAACCAACUAUAGAUGCACCAGCAAAUAAAAACAAUACGGCGAACCAUAAUUUCUUCUAAUGUUGCGAAUGAAGUACUAAUGAUAUUAAUGGGCGGCAAGUUUCACAGCGCACUUAUCCUCCCAGUACGAAAAUGCUCUGCGGAGUUGUAGUUGAAGUUUUCUCAGACAAAAUUCAUUCCUCUAUCGGAUGCCCACUAAAACCCGCAGCUUCGGGCUCUUUAAUUAUACCAAUCCACACACACACAACUCAUACACACGAUCCAUACGAAUCAGAACGAUGCAUUGUUGGGUGCAACGACAAAGUGUGCACCUCCAGUUGCAUCAGAGGUGGUAUUCACAGCACACACACACAGGACAGACAGAAAAUACAGAACAGGCGAGCGAGAGAAAACGGUACCAGUAAGAAAAAGACACAACAAAAAUAUUACAAGAAAUGAAUAUAAAUAUAUACAUAUGCAUAUAUAAAUAUAGUUCAAAGAUAACGUUGUUCACUGUUUGCGUGCGCGGAUAAUAUUUAAAGAAAACGCUUAAAAUUGUAGAAGUUUAUAGAAACGAAGCUGUGAGCCGAGAACGAUAGCAAUGUAGUCGAAACCUAAGCAAAACGAAACACACACACGAGGAGGGAGAAGACCGGCCGCUAGUAACGAUGGAGCAGGCAGGCAGAAACAACCAACAAAUGUAAAAGAAGCGUUGUAUAUUCCGUAUAGUUUAGUGUACGGCAGUUCCCGAAACGGUUUUGUUUUAAGUAUUUUAUUUCGUUAAACUCAUACCACCCAUACAAAUUGUGCUUUGUAUAUGCAUCCUAUUUUGGGUUUUCUGUAUGUUUAAAGUUUGAGCUUUCUUGGUUUACAUUGUUACUUCCUAGUUGUGUAACAUUGUAACAUUGCACUUGUUUUUUUCUUCAUCUUUUGAAUCACAAUGGACUUAAGAUACGAAUUGGUACGAAUGUCUCUCUAUUCUCUGCUGCUGCUGCUAGCUCAGCUUGAGUUCUUUCGUGCAAUUGUUGGUUGCGCAGGCUCUUGUUACAUACAAUCUUUUCAGGCGAUUGAUUUUAAUCAAUGGCACAACAAUAAGCCACAUUAUUAUGGUGAAAUCGAGAAACGUAGGGUUACAACGUAUAUAGGUCAAUUAGUAUUGUAUCUGUUGUUAUUACGAAGCCUGUUUAAAUAAUGAAAGGAUGUGAGCAUUUUCUCUUUACAAUCAUUAGCCGUAGCGACUGCAAUGAGUUCCCUCAAUCAGGACCAGAACAUCAUGGAUUCAAUUUCAUUUGCUUUAGUUUAUUUAUCAACAAAAGCCCAGAAAAAGAUAAUGUAAUUAAUCCCUCUUUCAGGUUGCAGAAUUGAUAAAAAAAAAAAACCAUUAUUCCUGCUGACCUUCCUUACAUUGUGGAAUGGGCCGACUGUUAACAUUUUAUAUGAUACAUUUUAAAUCAUCAUUUUAAUAUCCUGUUUUUUAUUGAAUGCUUUUUUUUUUGCUGCGCCUAUUUUUAAUGUUGUGUUCAAUAAGUCGGAUAUGGUGCUUUUUUAAUUUAAAAAGUUUCACCCGAAACUGUGUUUUUCCUUCCAAACCCGAAAACCAAUUUAUUUUAUGAAUAAAAAUGGGAAAAUGUAGUGUUUUUGUAGUAAACAGAAAACAAACUAUACUACCAUUAUGUUUAGGCUGGAUAUUAUUUCCCCUUCUCUCUCUCUCACUCUAAAUAAUACUAGAGCUUCUAAAUCUAGUAAAGCAAACCAUUACAGGUCUUGAAAACACUUUCCUGAAGCUGGUUAAUUAUGUUAAAGGUAAACCCGAUGCAGAAUCUCUAUUAUGUCGUGCGUGUUAUAUCAGUUUGAAUCCGCCAUCUUCAAUGAAUAAUAGGGCGCGUAUGCAAUACCAAACACAAAACUACGCGUACCAAUAGCAAAAAGGCAAAUCGAUAAAAAGAAGAGUUAAACAUACAAAACAUACCAUUUCAUCAACAUGCGCUUUGAAGAGAAUGCAGAAGAAGAAGAAGAAAAAGAAGAAGAAAAGGAAGAAGGAUUCGAUACUUACUGAUGUAAAUCGAAAAUGAAAGCAAAUGAAACACACUCAUAAACACUGACACACCCUCACACGUGAGUAAACAAUGCAAGCAAAACAUCAACAUGUACCAACAGUACAGAAAAGAAAGGCACACAAAAAGAAAAGAAAAAUGCAUUCUCCAACAUAUAUAAAAACAAACACACGUAAUAAGCAACGAGCAAACAAUGUAUAAGGAUGUGCGAUAGACGUACCACCAUGAUGCAAGACAGGUGAAACAGAUGAGAGAAGGAGAAAGGAACGAAACCAACAAAGCGAGAAACUGAAACAAACAAAACCAGAAUAAGAACUAUACAUAUUAUAUCUAUUCUACGACAGAGAAAAAUAAAGUAUAACAUAAUUAAUUGGAA